Messenger RNA from Podarcis raffonei (Aeolian wall lizard), 1458 nucleotides. It is a transcript of the gene GATAD1, whose product is annotated as GATA zinc finger domain containing 1. Gene Ontology annotation, molecular function: sequence-specific DNA binding; zinc ion binding. Gene Ontology annotation, biological process: regulation of DNA-templated transcription; chromatin organization. The coding region runs from base 16 to 840 and encodes 274 amino acids. Gene Ontology annotation, cellular component: nucleus. Lineage: Eukaryota; Metazoa; Chordata; Lepidosauria; Squamata; Lacertidae. The record is from RefSeq and is a predicted model, not a curated record. The transcript has 5 exons.
AGGAUAAAGCUCAGAAUGAGCUCAGGUUUGCAAGAGAGGUUAAAAAGAAUUUUUAAAAAUGGUUUCUUCAGCUAUGCUCAAAGCAAGAGGCAGAAGAAGCACGUACUAGGUCCUCUGCAUGAAGAAGACAGAGAAAUGCUAUUAGAUGACAGAGAGGAGGAACUGCCCAACACCUACUUUGUCUCUGUCUUCACCCAAAAGGAAAGCAGUGCCCAACCUGAUGAUAACAGAAUAAACAAUGCAAGGAGGGAGCAGCAGCCCACGUUAGGAAAAGAGGUGAGUAAGCAAGAAAUUCACAGAAGAUCUGCUCGAUUAAGAAACACAAAAUACAAGUCUGCUCCAGCUGCUGAAAAGAAAGUUUCCACUAAAGGAAAAGGGAGAAGGCAUAUUUUUAAGUUAAAAAAUCCCAUCAAAGCUCCAGAGUCUGUAGCUACCAUUAUUACAGCAGAAUCUAUCUUCCAUAAGGGAGUUUACUAUCAGAUUGGAGAUGUUGUUUCAGUGAUUGAUGAGCAGGAUGGUAAAACAUACUAUGCUCAGAUUAGAGGGUUUAUUCAAGACCAAUACUGCGAAAAAAGUGCAGCUUUAACAUGGCUCAUUCCUACUGCAGCUAGCCCCAAAGACUGUUUUGACCCUGCAACUUACAUAAUAGGGCCAGAAGAAGAUCUUCCAAGAAAAAUUGAGUACUUAGAGUUUGUUUGUCAUGCGCCUUCAGAAUAUUUCAAGUCUCGGUCAUCUCCUUUCCCUACCAUUCCUACUAGACCAGAAAAAGGUUAUAUCUGGACUCACGUUGGACCUACCCCAGCAAUUUCUAUCAAGGAAACUGUUGCCAGCAGCUUGUAGUGUGUCUUGCUCUUGAGAGACUCCUUUUUAUGUAUAUUAAUUUUCACAAAUGUUUAUGUUUUAGUAUAUCCAGCUAGGCCUAUGAGUGACUUUUAUUUAUUAUUUAAAUUUGGGUGCCUUUUUCAAAAUCAAAAUUUCUUCACGUUAUUUGAAACUUGUUUUUCUUCUCCUCUGUCAAAAGUAACUUCUCACAUGCUUGUUGAGUCUAGUGAGAAGCUGUACAUUUUGUAUUUGUUAGUAUUGCUUUAUACAAAAAUAAAGUUAUUGACUACCUUUCUUCACAAAAAAGCCUGUUGUUACUAUCACUGUGAAAAACUUGUGUAUGUGUUCAUUUACAAAAACCAUUGCAUCUAGUAAAUAGAACUUAAUUUCAGUUACUGUCGUGAUGGGAAGGCAUAAUUGCAGGUGUUCAUUUCCUCCCCACUCCAAAUUACUAUAUGCCAGGGAUGGGGAACUUGCAGUUGUUAUAGUACAACAUACAUGGAGUCCUACUCCCAUCUGCCGCAACCAGCAUGGCCAGUGAUCAGGGCUAAUGGGAGUUUUAGUUCAACACCAUCUGGAUUGUCGCAAGAUCUCUAUCCUUGUUCUUUGCCCAAAUGAACAAAUUUUACUACAGGA